Ectocarpus siliculosus is the source of this 831-nucleotide messenger RNA. The record is from the annotation of a GenBank genome assembly. NCBI's taxonomy places the organism in Eukaryota, Phaeophyceae, Ectocarpales, Ectocarpaceae.
AUGAAGGGAGCCAUAGGCGAGACCAAGUUCAUCCGCACCCUUCGGCAGAUCGAGUACGAGGCCAUCCAAGCCCCCUCUGCAAAGGCCGGCGCGACUCCGCUGUCCGAUGAGGAGCUUGCCGAGGUCGUCCGAGAGUUCAGCGCCGAGGGGGGAGACGGCGGUAGCAACCCUAACCCUGGAUCCCGCGCGGAGAACAAGGUCCUGUACGACGACUUUGUCGACAUGCUGGUCGUCGCCUCUCCCAGGCGGCGGGAGCGGGGGCAGAGGAAGGCGCGGUCCCCGCCCAAGCGCCGCCUGAGCAUGAGCAUGGUGCUGCCGGAAGGGCCGGUGAGGAGGCACCGGUAUCAGCCCCCGCCCACGGUGCACAGCUACCUCAACAAGAUGAACGCGGAGGAGUUCGACUACCACGGGGACACCAACAAGCAGCUGGCACGGGCCAUGAAGGCAUUCAGCAGCAGCUUCGCGAGGGCCAACCGCCGCAAGCUGCUGAGGAAGCACUUCUUGGCGUUCGAUGUCAACAACACCCGGAGGAUAAGCCGGGCGCAGUUCGUCGAGACGGUCAACGAGGUCGCUUCUGAGUUUUUCAUCGACUUCGACAGCCGGAACAAAGAUCUCCUCGCCGCUUUCUUCUUCCCCAAGGAGCACGGCAGGGUGGAGUACGAGACCCUCCUGGAGAUCAUCACGGCCAGGGACGUCCGCCGCGCGCGCGCCUUCAGGCAGCAGACCGCCGAGGAGGGCGCCGACUUCGACGAGCUCUUCACCGGCGUCGACAACACCGCCAGAAAGAGGGACUUCGGGGGCACGCUGAACCUUUUCGCAACGGCGUACUGA